Molecule: messenger RNA, 2270 nt
Organism: Epinephelus lanceolatus (giant grouper)
Lineage: Eukaryota; Metazoa; Chordata; Actinopteri; Perciformes; Serranidae
Gene: fam110a
Product: family with sequence similarity 110 member A
Source: RefSeq, a predicted model, not a curated record
AUGAGUUGUCAAACAGGUUUGUCUUGAGCUGGUUAGUCCUCACCAACGCUUUCACACAGAUUCACCUCAGCAGGACAUCACUGUGUGUACGCUGGACUCAAACUAGAAACCCAGGAAGGGUUCAGGAGAUCAGCAGGGACUGUCAAGGACAUCCAAAUGUCUGGAGUUCAACUGAGAUGCUGAGCUUACGUCUCUUGGAGCUGAUCAUGAGGCAGCACACAGGAGAUUUAUUUCAAGGUGAGAAGAAAAGGCUGUGAGAAAAAAGUUGUAAACAGGAAGUGCACAAGGACAGGUACGACUUACAACCAUGCCUUGGGAAACUCAACACCCAGCGAGGCAGCCGGCGAGGACUGCUGCAGCUGCUACGCCCCCUCGCUUGCGGCCCAAGGGUCCAGUGGGGCCAGACUUUUACCAGCAAUUCAAGACAGCAGCAGGCAGACCGAAGCAGAGUGCGGUGGAGAGGCUGGAAGCAGACAAGGCUAAAUAUGUCAAGAGUCAGGUGGCUCUUUCUAAACAGCAGCCGGUCAGACCUCCUGAAGUGCGGAAACCUCUUCUGAACCCCAGCACGGCUCUGCGGCCCACCAGGAAGAUACUGACCCAAACAAAACCGAAGCAGGAGGGUGUCCAGCUGGACUUGGAGCAUCUGAGUAACCUGAUAAGUGGUGUGAAUGAUUCAGUGACUGUGAACUCAGGGGACAGUGACACUCCUGAUGGUGCUGUCACUUCACACAGCUCUCCUCGCCCCACACCUUUGGGGGCGCCACAGAAAAAGGAGAGACCGUGUCCUCCUCCUCGUCCUGACUGGUCCAGUCCAGCUAAGGUGAGAUUAAAAGCCUCUGGACCUGCCCGAGUAGAGAGUCCCGGGUCUCCUGGAGGUCCAGCUGCAGGGACUGUACGCAGAGUGGACGUCAUGCCUCAGGCCAGCCCUGCGAGAACGCCCUGCAGACCACCUCAGUACAUGCGACAGCCCCUUCAGCCGAUACCUCUUCACCCCCAGUUUCCACUCCGCCCAGCAACUUCACACCUGCAUCUCUUCCACACCAGAACUACACCGCGCCCUUCUCCUCUGAAACCUGUCGUUGCUGCACCUAAACCCGACGAACUUCCCUCCAGUCCAGCUGAACCUCCUGUCCCUUCUUCACCUGCCUCCAACCUCCCUGUUUUCCCUCCUCCCUCCCCAGCGAUCACCCGUUUGUCCUCCACCAGCUCCAGGAAGCGCCCCUCUCUGACCCGCUCUAAAUCAGACAUGAGUGACCGCUGCUCCCGAGCCGGGACGGAGCUGGAGCGCUUUUUCAACCUGUGUGGUUUGGACCCUGCAGACCUGCACCAGCUGACUGGAUCUAGUUCUGACAUUGUUUCCAUGGCCCGUUUCCGUAGUGUGAGCGCUCCAGGGUCUGAGUGUGCAGGCUCUGGUAAAGAGGGUGAGGAUGACGAUGAGGAGGAUGCUGGCAACGCUGCAGAGCGGGUUCCCUACGGUGUUUCUGUCAUUGAGAGAAAUGCAAGAGUGAUUAAAUGGCUGUAUGGACUCCGUCAGGCCAAAGACAAUGUAACUAAGAGCACCAAUUUAUAGGACGGUGUUAAAGGAAUACUCCACCUACAACAUGACAAACGUUUUUGUCACAGGCCUCCAUGUAAAAUGGCGAACAUAUUGAUUCACUGAUUGGUUAAGGACACAUGUAACAACAGCAAAACUAUGUCCCUGAACUGUUCGCUGAACGUGAAAGUUACCUGUGCUCUCUUCAAGGUCAGACGCAUUUGGGAAGUACCGAGCAUAUGACUGGAUAAAUCAGACUUGGAUUACACUGCAGGAGUUGUGUGAGAGUUUAUAAAGAGAGGUUAAAUUUUGCUGUUGUUAAACGUGUUUAAGUCUUCUUCAUGAAGUCAAGGCAUGACUUUAACCUAUAAGAUUUAAAACUCAAGUAAAAAUUCCAGUGUCAAUACUGCAAAAACACACUUGUUUUUUUGUUUUUUUUUUGAUUCUUUUUUAUUUUUACUUGACAAAAUGUUUAUUUGACCAAACAUUUUUGUUGUUGAGAAACAGGAAGGGUUAUUUUUACUCUGAAAGUCUUUAAUUUUCUUGUUAUUUUGACUUGAAAUGUUCUCUUUUGUGUUUUUCAUAAAUGGGAUGUGGAAGUUUCAUCUCUGGUCAUGAUCACGUUAAUGAACGGCAUUAAAGGUUGAAUGAUGAAAGCAUCUUGUUUGGUACUCAGUGAGUUUAUAUUACAGGGAUACAUGUAUUUCCUCAGAGGGAACAGAACACAUGGUGUUUA